Molecule: messenger RNA, 2208 nt
Organism: Talaromyces marneffei
Lineage: Eukaryota; Fungi; Ascomycota; Eurotiomycetes; Eurotiales; Trichocomaceae
Exons: 3
Coding region: 1-2208 (735 amino acids)
Biological process (GO): regulation of DNA-templated transcription; DNA-templated transcription
Molecular function (GO): zinc ion binding; DNA binding; DNA-binding transcription factor activity, RNA polymerase II-specific
Source: RefSeq, a predicted model, not a curated record
AUGCUCAGAGGGCAGAAGAUGACAACUACCUCUUCCGAGAAGGAGGUGCCGCAUCCCUCCGUGCAAAGUCGCAAGUUUGCGACACGAUCUUGUCGAGGCUGCCAUCAGCGCAAGAUCCGUUGUGACCGUGCAGUGCCUUGCACUAACUGUUCAAGAUGUGGUAUUAUCUGCGUGUAUCCGACAAAGGAGUCGGAUAUGGCACGGAAAGCCCCUACUCUCCAAAGCAUAGCUAACCGGCUGGAACGACUGGAGGAUUUGCUAUCACGUCUUGUCGAGGAUGGUCAAAUCACUACAGUUGCAGCCGGUGGCCGUAGGCGCGAGUCCCAGACACAAGUUCCAUUCCAUUCUGGUGCAAAUGUCAAUAGAACUGAAGCUGCAAAUCAACAUCCAUCCAACCAAGACCCGGGCGCUUCAACAUGGGAGUUGCUAUUGAAUGAGGAAGAGGUCGUCCAGUAUGCAAAUAAGUCACUACCGGGGAAUGAGGAACGAGUCCGAAAUCCACCAUCAACUGCCUCGGGAACAACCUUUUCGCAUAUUCAGAAGAGUACAAAGGCUCACCAUACACCCCAUGCACAGUCAAAUGCUUCUUCUUUGUCUUCAAAUUUUUUCGACGCGCUGGAUUUCUACCCUGACACCCAGCUAGCUCUUCGGUUAUGGAAUGUAUAUGUCAAGUCGGUCGACCCGGUCCUCAAAAUUUUGCAUAUACCAACUGUUCAAUCUAUAUUUGUUGAAACUAUUUUGGAUCCCAAAUCUGCACAGUCUUCCAUAGUGGCGUUGACAUACGCCAUCUAUUUUGCCGCCGUCACGGCCCUCUGUCAUGAUGAUAGUGAACCCAUGGCCCUGCCCUCCGAGAAACACGAGCUCUUGAAACGUUACAAGAAAUCCUUAGACCAGCUUCUCAUGGCCACAGAACUUAUGAAUCGACCUGAGUUGGUGUCAUUACAGGCCCUCGCAAUAUACGCUACUUGUCUACGCGUCCAUGAAGUUGGCCGAAGUGUUUGGGUUCUUAAUGGGCUAGCGAUCCGACUUGCUCAAUCAAUUGGCCUGCAUCGAGACGGUGCCUCCCUGCAACUGAGUCCAUUUGAUACGGAAAUACGUCUUCGUCUCUGGUGGCAUUUAUGCGUGCUCGAUUCCCGUGCCCCAGAGGAUCAAGGAUUCCAACCUACCGUUGAUGUUAUAAACCGCGGGUUACGACUUCCCCUAAAUGUGAACGACAAUCAAAUCUAUCCAGGCAUGACGCGUCUUCCAGUGGAAUCGCACGGUUGGACAGAAAUGUCUUUCUUUUUGAUCCAAACAGAAUCCUGCCGGCUACUACAUCCGAUUCUUAACAUACAAUAUCAAUAUUCGACCAAUGCUUUUCUAGGCAUUAGAGAAAAAAGAAACCUUAUAGACGAGCAUGGCCGAUCUUUAAUGGCUAAAUAUGGUAUGCUACCUGGCGAUGCAGCAGCAGCAUCCACAGAUCUAUUACACAUCGCAAUUCAACAUACCGCUACUGCCCAUAAAAAAAUGCAAUUUGUUCUACAAUUACGAGAGGAAGUCAGUAUGCAAAAGCAAAAAGGCGCCCAAGGUGAUUCAAUCUCCGACGUGGAAAAACGGUCUUUUAAGUUGGCCUGUGAAGCGUUAGAAUGCAGUCGCGUGCUAUUGAGAGAGGGCAUUGCUUCUAGAUCUGGAUUGCAAUGGUUUUUCAAAAUGUACACGCAAUGGUACGCUCUCGCCUACGUUCUGCGCUGUCUCUGUGGCAGUCCUCAGGGACCCGAGACCGAACGUGCCUGGACAUUGGUUGAGGAGCUUUUCCCCCUCGGAAUGAGUCUUGAUGAUGAAUAUUGGCACGGUAGCAUUUGGUCAUAUCUCAAUCUACUCCGUUCUCAAGCUUCGUCGUUAAGACAGUAUGACCAACGGCCGUCAACCGGAGGAAAUGAACAUUCUAUUUCCUCCCACACUCUUCCUCCAGAUGUCAAAAUUCCUCCUUCCACCGACACUCCAGAAACAACACCAACAGGAGCAGCGCAUGGCACAUCCGGCUUUUCAGAGCUAGACCAAGAGUUAAUUACUGAUUCCAAUCAGACGUUUUUCUCAUCUCUAGAUUUGUCAAUGCCAGAGUUCCCAUUUUUGCCCGAUUGGAAUGCCAUCAUUAAUGGGUGUCUAAUCAAUGAUAUUCCUGAAAUCGAUACAUAUUCAUGUGGCGAUUACCCUGCUGACAUCGCAUAG